Molecule: messenger RNA, 1464 nt
Organism: Penicillium manginii
Lineage: Eukaryota; Fungi; Ascomycota; Eurotiomycetes; Eurotiales; Aspergillaceae
Exons: 1
Coding region: 1-1464 (487 amino acids)
Source: RefSeq, a predicted model, not a curated record
AUGGCCCAAUCAGAUAAUCCUUUGGCUCCCCGAGUAGACGGAUGGGUAGAAAAGACUAUCAAAAAUUUUCAAGCUGGCCAAACCACGUUUUCUGACCGAGAGAUUUUUGAAGUCGACCAAUACUGCUACAAGCUCUCUGAAAAUUUUCAGAUACCUGAGCCUGUGUACCAGGCAUUUGUUAGGGAUAGGGCAUACCCUUAUGCCACCGAUGCUACUAAGCAGUCCCUUCCAGAAGAACUUCUCAAGGAAAGAUCAGACCCGGACGUGGUGAAGAGGCAGUUGAAGACACUGAUUGACGAUGGGGCCUUGGAGAAAUUGAGAAUCGCUGUCAAUGUCAACCAGAAGAAAAUGCACGAGCCUCGAUAUGCCGAUGCCCUCCCAAAGGUUGCUAGUCAGGAUUGGGGAAUGUUGCGCGGUGGUAAUCGAAUGCUGCCAUCAUUCAAAAGCAUCCCCUCUACUGGCGAAUGCAACAAAUUUGGGCAAGCAAAACCUGCGAAGCUUCUUCCUUCCAAACUGAAUCGCACCACGACACUGACCCCAGCCGGCAUCAGGAGAAUUAUGGUCGACGGGUUGACCGAUUUGACGAGAACCCACGACGAGGUCUUCUACGCUGCUGGUGCUCAUAAAGGAUGCCUCAAGCCAGCUUAUAUCUGGACUGCGCUGGAAAAGGACAACAUGGGAAAGAUGUACCUUUCUGAUGCAGUUCUAGAUAAGCAUUGCCCACUCUGGAGAAUCAUUCUCGCCUACGGGGGGAAUCUCAAGGCAUUUGAUGACGGCAGCCCCUCAGUCUACAUCCCGACCAGCCAAAACCCAAGCCCAAUGAUCAAAUCGGAAGAUACAGCCCUAAAAGGCGAAGGGGGUGAAGAGCCCCUAGAGCUGACUGCCCUUGUUCAGAAAAUGUUCCUGGAAUUCAAGGAGAAGGAGGCCAGAGACAAGGACAGGGAAAUGAAAGAGCCCACAUUCUCCACAACCGAAGUGUCUUCUGAGCUGUCCACUAAAGACAGAGAGUCCGCAGAUACCAAUGAAACUUCCGCUGAUCAGAGCUGCGAAGAGGAAAAUAGCGAUGAAGCGACGAACUCAAAUCUCCAAUCGAGAGCUCAUUUCCCAACCAACGAACAAAAUGGAGAUGAUGCAAAUCUUGAUGCAGAUCUCGGUGCAGCUGAAGAGGCCCGAGACACUGGUAUGGACAAUGGCUCGUCUAUCCCUCUUUCAAGUGAUGAACGAGCCGCAAAUACCGCAGAUAGUGGAAAUACUCCUCUUUCUCAGACUCAAGAUGUCGAACUGGUGGAGAACAGUGCACCAGAAGAGAUGACUCCGAAUACUGCCCCGAAUACUGAUCUGGCAGUGAAAACCAGCCCAAACAAGCGGUCUAAUGAAGGCUCGCCUCAGCCUCCGAGAAAAAGGACCUGUGGAUCUGGCAGAGAUAAAAGGGCAAAGAACUCUACCAACGAGCAACAGAGCUGA